AUGGAUCAAUUCAAGUCUCCGAAUGAUCGAGAGGAGAUUCUGUCUCGUGAUCGUCGUACUUUGAAAUCUUGUCGAAGAAAUUUGAAUCAAACCCAACAAGAACUCGUCGAGGCUCGAGGAAAAAUCUGCGGACUCGAGAAGGAAAUUCAAUGCGAACAAAAGGAAAGAACUGAUGAAUUCACGGAGAUCAACUCGAAAAUUACGCAAAGUGAUGAUCGAUCGACGAAGAUUGAUGCUGAUUUGAAAGCCGAGAUAGAUUCCAAAGUCGCCGAAAUCUCAAGGGCUAUCUCCGCGAGAAUGGCUGAAAUUGAGACGGACUUAAUAGGGAAAAUCGCCGAGACGAAAAGGAAAAACGACGAUCUGGAAGCACAAUUAAAUCGAACGAGGACUUUCUUGGAUCUGGAUGGAUGGUCGUAUUUGGCAAAAACCGCUUCUUGGUACAAGGUUAUCGAUCAAAAAAUGACAUUCGAUGAAGCCGUGGCAUAUUGUGCGCGUCGAAAGAGCCAUUUAGUCUCAAUUCACAGUCAGGAAGAGAACAAUUUUGUUCAGGAACUCGCGGAAAAUGUUUAUUCGGGAUUAAAUGGGGGAUGGGGGUUCUCGAUUGGACUCAAGAGAAAUCCGAACAAAGGAAAUGCUUUUGAAUGGACGGAUGGAAGUUCGGUGGAUUUCACGAAUUGGUAUCCGAGACAGGAUUCGAACACCCACGCUUUGCUUUGGAGCGACCUUGGGAAAUGGGAGACCUAUCUUCCUACCCGUCCGUGUCGUUUUAUCUGCAAAACCAGCUCUCAAUUA
Mesorhabditis belari is the source of this 792-nucleotide messenger RNA. The record is from the annotation of a GenBank genome assembly. Lineage: Eukaryota; Metazoa; Nematoda; Chromadorea; Rhabditida; Rhabditidae.